AUGGCAGCCCCCAACGCACUGGACGAGUAUCCCUUCAGUCUUGCCGCUGACAGGGAUCAACAAGGAUUUACAGCCAGGAACACCCCAUACAUAUCCACCGCAGACAUAACCCUGUCCAGACCCAUCCGCCCUCCAGCCCUCGACAACCUUCCCGAGCCCUUCGACUUCCUGCCGCACACCAUCUCUCGCUCGUCUACCAUGUCGGUACAACCACCACUCAGUGCCCCGACAAACCAUCGGCGGAACCAGAGCUACGGACACAUCAACUUCCCUACGCUGGCUCUUCCCUCGAACGUGUAUCACACCAAUCCCUAUGAUACCCACGUCAACCCACUCAGCCCAAUGGCGGCUCGGAGUUCUUCAAUGCCCACGACACCAGGAGUCAGUCAUGGCCCUAUCAGCACCAACCAUAGCGCUGGAGUUGAGAAGGAGACGUUCACAUUGUCGGAUCGAACAUCGAGCCUUGUUCAAACCACAGGCCAGGUACCUCCGCCCCUCAUCGGAUCGACAUCUGUCAUCCACAGCAAUCGCCUAUAUCUAUUUGGCGGUCGACAGCCAGGGAAGGAUCCUUCCAACGACUUGUUUGUUCUCGACCUGGAAACGCUUGUCUGGACCCUUGUGAAGGAACAGGAGCAAAUAAAUCUUCAGCAGCAAGGCAAAAAUGGGGUCCAGUACUCGGCAUAUGCAGGGAUAUCUGGCGUAGGACAUCAACAGCAUCCAUCCUCGUCUCAUGCCCAACCAUCACACGCAGUGUCCCUAGAAGCCGAUGCUACUGAUUGCGGCACAGAAUGCCAUGAAGAUGCAGCACCAUCCAUGCCCCGGCCACGAUACUACCACUCAGCGAUCCUAGUGACAGCACCACCACUCGUUAGUGCCGAGGGGCUUUUAACAGGAUGGGGCGAUGAGGAUACGGCUCAUAUGAUCAUUUUUGGUGGUCGCGCUCUCAAGAAUGAUGACGACAGCAGCAGUAGUGGCCCGGAUGGAGCGGAGAUCUGCUUGAAUGACACCCACAUUUUGGACCUGGAGACGCUGCGGUGGAUUCCCUCUAGUCUGAAUCUAGGCUGCCCCAUGGCAGCGGAUGAAACCUCACCAACGGACACACCCGCACCCUCGGUCUCCUUAUCUUCCACCGCACCGCCAACCACACCGCCGACCACGGCCGCAACAGUCGCCAGCACCGCGGGCGAUGAUACGACGACAGACAGUGCAGAUGACUCUGUGCAGCCAACCGGUCCAUCCAGCCCACUCGAGAGCAAACGCCAUGCGGAAAGUGAGCAUAUCCAACCAUCAUCAUCGUCAACAACAGCAACAACAACUCGGCCUAGACACAACCCAUACCAGCGUCACAUCCCAGAGCCCCGCUUCGCUCACCUUGUCUCCCUCACAGGCGACCACAUGGUCGUCCUUGGCGGACGAGGGAAUGACAACGAGUACAUCCAGCAGAUCAGUGUCCUCGACUUGAAGACCCACGUCUGGAUUCAUGGCAAUAAACUCAACGGACAUUCCUGCCAAAGUCGUUCGACGUUGACCAGUGUGGAGGAGAGACCAAUGGCUCGCCGUAGACGGCGGUAUCUGGAAUGUCUUGCAGCAGAAAAACAGCUCCAUCAAUCAUCUCCGUCAUCCUCCGCCUCAUCGCUCUCUCUUUCCACCGACACUACAACACCGAUACCAUCCCCUCUACCAUCCCCGGCAGCCUUGAUCACACCUCUGCUGAACCCACGCAAAAACUCCUGGCAUCGAGGUGAGGGACAUCCAUUCGAACCAUUGGUCGUCUCAACAGAGCACCCCCAGCGGUUCAAGAGCAACUCUGGACCCCCGUCUUCAAUGGAGCAGGAUGGCAAUAUUCGGAUCAGACCAGAAAAGGGUCAAGAUGGCGCCAGCACUUCGAACGUGGAUAGCCAUGCUAGUUCAGGCACGGAUAACGAGCAUCUCAGAGUCACAGCGAAUUCUACAGGUCACCGCGAUGAUGGACUCAGGGUGCGACAGCCAUCCAUUGCAGGAAGCACAGCAAGCUCAUAUACGGCACUGACACUGACGUCCUCAAAUAUGAGUACUAUCAGCUCAGGAUCUGAAAAGUCGAGGACGCGUUCAAAGUCGAGCGUUUCCUCGGCAAAGCACCACUAUGGGCAAGCACCACCAAGUCCUCUACCGCCUGUCACACAUGCGGUGCCGAAGAAGUUUUUCGCGAAAUCCAGCAGCAGUAUGUUCGAUCUCGACAAUCUGGCGACAACGAUCGCUCGCGAACAAAAGGAUGGGUUGAGGGGUGGACCGGUCAGUCGCGAGACGCAGCCUCGAAUCAGAAGGAGCAACAGCAAUAGCACCGCUUCGACUUCGAGUCGCAGGAGCACGGGGACCGUCGAUGACAGCCAGGGAAGGCGGGGGAUACACCGUGUUUUUGAUGGUGACGAUAGUAGCGAUAAUCGACGAUCGCUGGACAGCUUCCUGGAUUCAGCUCCUUUAUCAAGGUUCUCUACUUCGGACGGACAAGACGAACGAGACGAACGAGACGAACGAGACGAACGAGACGAACGAGACGAACGAACAAUUGAGCAGCUGCGGUCUCGACCAAUUCCUACCCCCGUAUCCCAGCCCUUGUACAUGUAUUCCAACUAUGCCGCACCCGACAACAAAAUGAAGCGAGAUUUCAUCAAGGUCCAGACUGCAAAAGGAUCUUACCGACCUAAUCCUGAUAAAAUCACUUAUGACUUCCGACCAGAGUGGACGGCAUUGGACCUUGGGGCGGGAGCUCUUGGUGGAGCUGAGGGUAUGAUUCCUCCGAAGAUGAUCUUCCCUGUGACCCAGGUCGUGGGCCACUGCUUCAUUCUGUCGGGUAUCUCGGUCGACGACGACGAAAACGCCAUUGCUUCUUCCUCAUCCCAUACGGGACAACCGCCUUCGGGGAUUACUGCGCCUACCCCACCAUUAGGCAAACGGCAGCCAUAUUCAGUUUGGAUGCACCACUUCCACAGUCACCAAUGGACUCAGCUCGAACUGUCAAAGAACUUGCGUGAUGGGAAAUGGGUUCAGUCUGUCUUGGAUCGGGACGCGAAUUUUCUCUACAUCCUUGGACAAAGGACUGAGGAUCAUAGCCAGGAAUACCCCGAGGAGUCGACAGGGGGAGAUCUGGCGACUUCCGAGGCAGAGAUGGAUUGCCCCGAAGCCGUGGCGUUUUUUACACACAUGGUCAAGGUCGACCUGGAGGGCCUGGAGAUUUGUCCGGGGGUGGAUGAGCCUUCGGUAGGACCGAGCGGACUGAAGCUCGGAUUGGAGAUGCUGAGGGAUGGAAUUGGCGCGGAUGCGGUCCUUGUGAGUUCAGUCGAUGGUGGUCGCGUACGGGUGAACUCGGGUAUAGUCGGUCAGCGGUGGGGAUAUUUCCAGGCGUUGAUAGAGGAGCGCAACAACAUCAAGGACUUGGAGGCGAAGAAAUGGAGCGCCAGGAUGGACUCGUUUGACACCAGCGAGGUGGAUUUGGAACAGAAGUUGGCAUUGAAGCAGUGGUAUCUCAGUGACCGGCCAGCAGAGAUUCUUGUUCGGGAGUCGACGCCUGUCCUGGUCGGAUUCCUCCAAUACAUCUACACCAACGACCUCGUGACGCCUCAUCAGCUCAAGCCGAAGAUACUUCAGGGUCUACUACUCGUCGCCCAUUUCUACGACCUCACGCGACUGCAGCAGCUUGUGCGCAGAGCCAUACACCAGCAAAUGAACACGAACAACGCACCUGGGACAUGCGUGGUCGCUAUCUUGACUCAUGAAUUCGGGCUGCAGACCCGGGCACUGAGGACCAUGUUGCAGAGCGAGCGAAUGGCACAAUUGAGGAGGCAGGGUGAAGCUGCGGAGGCGAAGCGUCGCCUCGACUUUGCAAUGACCCGACUGGAGGAGAUUGAGGAGGAUCGGAAGCGUAAGGCAUCCAUGCAGACGAGCCAGAACUUCCUCCAGCAGUUUCAUGGUCCUCCCAGCAAUAUGAGCGCUGGUGGCGGUGGAUCCAGUCCUUGGACCCUUACAAGCAUUGGAGGUGCUGUAUUAUCCACGGGAAAUUCUGCAUCGUCCAUCCGGUCGGGGCCAAUGGUUUCUUCGACCGUGGCCUCGGGCAGUUCGACUCCUGGACUGAGCACGAUUGGCAGAUUUUUUAGACAUCGGGAGGAAUCUGUGGAAUCGAUGGGCCCUAUGGCCUAA
Messenger RNA from Gamsiella multidivaricata, 4173 nucleotides. RefSeq lists its product as uncharacterized. The transcript has 3 exons. The record is from RefSeq and is a predicted model, not a curated record. Gene Ontology annotation, molecular function: protein binding. NCBI's taxonomy places the organism in Eukaryota, Fungi, Mortierellomycota, Mortierellomycetes, Mortierellales, Mortierellaceae. Bases 1 to 4173 code for a protein of 1390 amino acids.